Messenger RNA from Thyridium curvatum, 1206 nucleotides. RefSeq lists its product as uncharacterized. The coding region runs from base 1 to 1206 and encodes 401 amino acids. Lineage: Eukaryota; Fungi; Ascomycota; Sordariomycetes; Thyridiales; Thyridiaceae. The transcript is spliced from 3 exons. The record is from RefSeq and is a predicted model, not a curated record. Gene Ontology annotation, molecular function: FMN binding; oxidoreductase activity.
AUGAAGACCUCGCUCUUCCUCGCCUCUCAGCUGCUGGCCGCCGGCCUCGCCUCCCAGCCAUUCCUCAAUGAGGUAGACACUGGUUUGGAAACCCGCCUCCAGUUCUUAGGCAACUGGACCGAGGGUACUCAGCCCGAACUCCGCGAGAUGCGCUCGCUGCAGGACUUCGACUUUGCCGCGCGCCAGAAGCUCAAGGCUAACCAGUACGCCUACUAUCGCCUCGGUGCCGGCCAGGAGUGGAGCUACAGGAACAACCUCGACAUCUGGCAGAAGGUCCGCUUCCGCCCACGCUUCCUGAGGGACAUCACCAAACUCAACGACUCGAUCGGCAUCGAGCUGUUUGGCCACAAGUUCAGCGCGCCCUUCUUCAUCGCGCCGGCUGCCAACGCUGCGCACUGUGACCCGGAGCGUGCCGAGCUGAACCUCAUGGAGGCUGCCGGCAAUGCCGACAUCCUCUACACCGCCGCGCUGCUCGCGGCCAAGACGAUCGAGGAGCUCGCCGUCGUGAAGCGCAACAACACCCUGAACGGUCCCCAAGUCGCCUUCCAGCAGAUCUACACGCAGAACAACCUGUCUGUCACCUUCAACGACCUGAAGCGCGCUGAGGCCGCCGGUGCCAAGGCCAUCGUAUGGACGGUCGAUACGCCGAGCUCGUCUGUGCGCAUCCGGUCGGCCCGAUACACCUCCACUGAGGCCGGCGUCGGUACUACCCGGCCCAACACCUGGGACACGUACGCGCAGCUUAAGAACCACACCAAACUGCCCAUCAUUCUCAAGGGCAUCCAGUCCGUUGAGGACGCCAUCGAUGCGGUUGAGCACAAGGUUGACGGUAUCUACAUCUCCAACCAUGGCGGCCGUCAGCUCGAGUACGCGCCCUCGUCUCUCGAGGUCGCCUACGAGAUUUACCGCAAUGCACCCCAGGUGUUCAACUCGACUGUCGUUCUGGCCGACAGCGGUGUCCGCUCUGGCAAUGAUAUCCUGAAGCUUAUGGCUCUGGGUGUGCACGCCGUGGGACUUGGUCGACCUUUCAUGUACGCUAACUGCUACGGAGUUGAGGGCAUUGCCCAGGCUAUCCGCAUCCUCCGCGCCGAGCUGAUCCAAGACGGUCGCAAUCUCGGCAUCAACUCUCUGUCAGACCUGAGCCCCAAAUUCCUAAAUCUUAACGAGCUUGCUAAGGAUGUCAACCUCUUGGACUGUAAGCAUUGA